AUGCAGGUGCUGUCGCUUAACCUGCCCUUGCGGCUGGGACGGGGGAAGCGUAAAAAGCGUACGCCCCCGGUGGCCAACAGCAAAGGCGCGGAGCAGGCGCAGCCGAACGAGGCGCUCGGGCGCGGCGGGCCUGCCGCUGCCCCUAGGGGCAGACAGCACGACCAGCCCCUGAAGCGCCGAAAGCGGGAGCGCGCGGUGGCCAACAGCGGCGCCGGCUGGGCCGAGGACGGUGGUGACGCAGCGGCCGGCGCGGCCUCAAAAACCGCCGGCGCGUCCGAGCCGGAUCGAUUCCUGUGGGACCUCCCAAGUAGCGACGUGAACGUGCCGCAAGGGAGCAUCCUCAGGAGCAUGCUCGACCUCUGCUGCCACAACCUAGACGAUCCUGACAGGCUCCAGAAGAAGAUAGACGAGGUCAAGGACAUCGUCGAGAAGAUCAACACGAUGUUGGCGAAGCACGGCGCGAGCCUCGGUGCCGCCGCCGAUCCGCACGCCGACGACGCGGACAAGCGGCUGUCCGGUAACGCGUCGCCGCUGCUUCUCCUGCUGGUGAAGGUGUUGUGCGGCGCCAAGCUCAGCGGGAUCGCCGUCUACAAGGGGGGGGAGCUGAUUGCCGGCAAGAUCCCGAACAAGCCCGGCAGCUAUUCCCAUUUCGCCAGCCAGGUGGAGGACAGCGACAUCCUCGGCGCUGUCUACGACGGCGAAUCUCAGGACGUGGGCACACGAACUGGGCAGCACGCCAAUGACACUGCCGAUGGGAAGAUCUGGCCGGACCGCAAAUCUCCCGACCGGCUUCGCGUGGUCGUGAGCUUCGACUCACUCACAGUCGAUGGCAGGCAGUGCCAUAGGGAAAUGGAGGCCGUGGUGCUGGGCACGAUCGCCAUGUGCCAAAACCAGCAGGACAACGCCGUGCACGACCACGGCGUCAGUGCCGCUCCGACGUGGCAGCGGUUGCAGCAACAGCUGGAGGACGUGGGCGAGGUCGUGGAGGCCUACCGCCUCGCCGAGCGCGUCGUGGCCGCCUGCGAGGCGGCACACGCGCAGAAGAAUCGUCCACUGACCAAGACGGAGAAACAACACUCCACCAAGGUCGUGGCAGAGGUCGUCGCAAGCGUCCUGGCGGGCACGCCUGGGGCAGUGAGGGACGCCUGCACCAGGGUGCAGCGUCUGAGGCUCGUGCUGAAAAUGAAGCACGAGCUGCAGCUGCUUGGCAAAGAGGUGUCGAGGAACGGCAAACACGCCAAGCUGCCCGACCUGAAGGCUGUGCGCGAGGAGCUGCGCAAGAAGGUCGAUUCGAUCGAGAAGGCGCAGAAGAGCCGCCAAGAGCUGCACCUCGAAGCCGCCCGGGCCUUCGUCGCGUGCCUCAAGCCCGCGGGCGGCGGCGACAACGUCGUUCACGCCGCCCCCGCGGACCAGCAGCCCUCGGGCGGAGGCGGCCGAGACGACCUGUCCGGCGGCGGCGGCGACGGCGCGCCCGCGCCGUCGGCUCCCGAGCCAUCGGCGGACGAGCGACUGCAGUGGCCGUGGCCGGACACCACAUAUUACGACCGCUUCAGCCGCCUGAUGCGCUUCUACGCUCGGCGAGCAGAGAGCACCCCGGCCUACCCGACCUACCCGGAGGUACAGACGUACCUGGACCAGCAGCUGGGGCCUGACUGGGGCAAGGUCUGGGAGGCCCGCCGGCAUGAAAUCCGGAUCAAAAAGGCCCGCAGCGCCCUUCUCCACAAUGUCGAACACGCCUGCGCCUUCGUCAAAGGGCUGCCGCUGACUGCGUUGGAGCAGCUCGACCUCGACUGGGACCGCUGGGCUGACGAAGGCGAGACGGAUGACACGACCAAACAGAGGGAGCGGGCCAGGAACUGCCUGUACACACACAUGCAGCGUCAGCGGGGGAUGUUGCCCCUACCUCAGGGCAACUACGCUGAUGUGGAGGAAGUUCUGGCCAGGGAGCUCGGCCCGGGGUGGAUCGAUGACCACUUUGCGCAGGUGGAGCUGCGAGCCCACAACAGGAAAGAGGAGCGCGCGGAGGAGGCAAUGGAGGAGAUGCGCGCUGCCAUGGCCACGUGCAUCGUCACCAAGACCGGCACCGACGUCACAGCCAUCGAGUUCCCGAGCGGCGGGAAGAAUCACUCAAAGGAGUACACAGACAGACAGCGCACGUUGCUCAAGACGUACGCCGAGUAUGAGUAUUCGAACGGCAUCACUUCCCCCCAAGGUCAAAGAACCAUUCGCGACGACGUGCGGAACCUGAUCAACAACGAGUGGGGGGUAGGUUGGCAUCGGUACUGGACCGCGGCCGCCCAGUUCCCGGACGAGACGAAGAGCUCACAGUGGACGGGCGUGUGCUGGAGCAAGCAGUAUGGCAAGUGGCAAGCGAAGAUCAGGGCGUGCGGGAAGUCUCACAUGUUGGGUGUGUACGAAUGCGAGGACACGGCCGCGCUGGCGUACAACGAGGCGUGCGAGAUCGUCGGGAAGCAGGUGGUCAACGACGUGGGGGAAGCGCGCGCCGCGGAGCUGGCGGCGCCCGAGGGCGGGUCACACAUCCGGUCGAAGAUCUUGGCGGAGCUGCGCGAAGCUGCGGUCGCACUGUACGCCGAGUAUGAGGAUUCGAACGGCAGCACUCCCCCUCAACGCCCGGACGAGACGAAGCGCUCACGGUGGCGGUACGUGAGCUGGAGCAAGCAGUAUGGCAAGUGGACGGCGCAGAUCGAGGUGCGCGGGAAGCGUCACGUGUUGGGUGUGUACGAAUGCGAGGACACGGCCGCGCUGGCGCACAACGAGGCGUGCGAGAUCGUCGGGAAGCAGGUGGUCAACGACGUGGGGGAAGCGCGCGCCGCGGAGCUGGCGGCGCCCGAGGGCGGGUCACACAUCCGGUCGAAGAUCUUGGCGAAGCUGCGCUCGCUGUCGCACAAGCGCCGCCCGAGGGCGGUGUAG
Pedinophyceae sp. YPF-701 is the source of this 2931-nucleotide messenger RNA. The record is from the annotation of a GenBank genome assembly. Lineage: Eukaryota; Viridiplantae; Chlorophyta; Pedinophyceae.